AGUAUCCUUUUGCUUCAGUACUUCCUUUCUACGUACAUAUCUGGCCACGUUGUGACACGUUGACGGUGUUUAUUUGCGUUUGUGUGGAUCACCACCAUUAUUUUCCUUUUCUUCCUUUCUCUAUUCUUACACGAAUUGUUUGGCUUUCCUUCUUCCCUGACCAAGGCUGACCUUGAGCUAUUCAACGCAGUUCUGGCACCGUACCUACCAGGGCCUACAUGCGUUUCUUCAAAGGCAUUAGUUAGGAAUACACAAUAUCAGGGGCUUUUCCCAUCCACCUCCUCUCAUCAUGCGCCCUUUCCUCCGCGCUGUAUCCAUGGUGAGCCUGUGCUUCGCGUAUUUCCUGCUGGUCGGCGUAUCGGCGCAAGCGCCACCUCGCGGGUGGCGACCUUACGAAUCCAAGUUUAAUUCUCUCAGUCAGGCUUGCUACGGAGUCCUAGAAGAUGCGUGCCCGCCCAACUCUGCCGACCGACUGUACUGCCUGAUGCUGAACCAAGACAAGAACGACAACCAUGAGUGUAACAUGUGGCUGGGCUGGCGCACCGUUUGUCUCUCGUUCGUAGAGGUGAAGCUGGUGCCCAAUGGUUUCUGCGGCUUUACGAAGGAGGAAUCCACGCCGGAGCUGGUGCGACAGUGCCUGGGAAUCGUAGAUAAAAAGGAGCUGCCGGAGUUGUGCCACAAAAGUCCAUAUUACAAGUCACUCAAACUUCACAGCCCUCGUCUGAUGGACGACGAGGGCGACUUGUGA
Molecule: messenger RNA, 748 nt
Organism: Leptomonas pyrrhocoris
Lineage: Eukaryota; Euglenozoa; Kinetoplastea; Trypanosomatida; Trypanosomatidae
Exons: 1
Coding region: 290-748 (152 amino acids)
Source: RefSeq, a predicted model, not a curated record